This is a messenger RNA of Jaculus jaculus (lesser Egyptian jerboa), 1037 nucleotides long. RefSeq names its product clathrin light chain B (gene Cltb). The coding region runs from base 79 to 768 and encodes 229 amino acids. Lineage: Eukaryota; Metazoa; Chordata; Mammalia; Rodentia; Dipodidae. Gene Ontology annotation, biological process: clathrin coat assembly; intracellular protein transport; clathrin-dependent endocytosis. The record is from RefSeq and is a predicted model, not a curated record. Gene Ontology annotation, cellular component: clathrin coat of trans-Golgi network vesicle; postsynaptic endocytic zone cytoplasmic component; plasma membrane. Gene Ontology annotation, molecular function: structural molecule activity; clathrin heavy chain binding; magnesium ion binding. The transcript has 6 exons.
CCCGAGGCUCCAGCCAGACACGCGCGCGCGCACACACGCACACACACACGCACACGCACACACACGCGUGGAAAAAACAUGGCUGAUGACUUCGGCUUCUUCUCUUCGCCCGAGAGCGGGGCCCCGGAGGGCGCCGAGGAGGACCCGGCGGCCGCCUUCCUGGCCCAGCAGGAGAGCGAGAUCGCCGGCAUAGAGAACGACCAGGGCUUCGGGGCACCUGCCGGCGGCCAGGUGGCCUCGGCGCAGCCGGGACUGGCCAGUGGGGCUGGAUCUGAGGACAUGGGGACUACUGUCAAUGGCGAUGUGUUUCAGGAGGCUAACGGGCCUACUGACGGCUACGCGGCGAUCGCCCAGGCAGACAGGCUAACGCAGGAGCCUGAGAGCAUCCGCAAGUGGAGAGAGGAGCAGAAGAAACGUCUGCAGGAGCUGGAUGCUGCCUCUAAAGUGGCAGAACAGGAGUGGCGGGAGAAGGCCAAAAAGGAACUGGAGGAGUGGAACCAGCGCCAGAGUGAACAAGUUGAGAAGAACAAGAUAAACAACCGGAUCGCUGACAAAGCAUUCUACCAGCAGCCAGAUGCUGAUAUCAUCGGUUAUGUAGCAUCCGAGGAGGCUUUCGUGAGGGAAUCUAAGGAGGAGACCCCAGGCACAGAAUGGGAGAAGGUGGCCCAGCUGUGUGACUUCAACCCCAAGAGCAGCAAGCAGUGCAAAGACGUGUCCCGGCUGCGCUCGGUGCUCAUGUCCUUGAAGCAGACGCCACUGUCCCGCUAGGUGCCUGUCAUUAAGUAUGGCAGGGGCUGUAUAUGGCAGAGGAGUGGCUGCUUGGACCAGGGUGGAAAUGUCCUCUGACAGCUGCUACGUACAGCCUGUUCUGUCCCUUUCCAUCUCUGGGGGCUGAGAAAUGGGGCCCUUUCCCCUCUCACCUCUUCUGGCCCUAUGUCCCAGUUCCUCAUGAUUCCUCUCAGUCCAUUCAAUUGUGACUGUCCCUUCUGAUGUAUUUUUUCUUGGCUUAAAGGGUGUGUUAACUCUUUUUACACUUA